AUACCUUUUAACUUCUAGUGGGCUGUUUUUCCUGUAGAAAUAUGUGUCAUGUCUGGUUUGGUGGACUUAGCAGUAUAUAAAUAUUUACCAUUUAAAUUGUAAUUGCAGUUAUUUUAUUGUAGUUUAUCUCUCUUUCUGGAUUUUGUAAUAUAUACUUUAUAUAGUUAUUGUUAUCCGUCCAAAUAAUAUGUGGAAAUUACGGGAAAUCACAGAUAAAGUCACCAAUGUGGUGAUGAAUUAUACAGAAGUUGAAGCUAAAGUCCGAGAAGCCACUAAUGAUGACGCAUGGGGACCUACGGGACAGUUAAUGCAAGAAGUAGCACAGAGUACCUUUACCUAUGAACACUUUCCUGAAGUUAUGGGCAUGCUUUGGAAACGAAUGUUGCAUGAUAAAAGAAACUGGCGUCGUAUAUACAAGUCUUUGCUGUUAUUAGGUUAUUUAGUUAAAAAUGGGUCUGAGCGUGUGGUCACUAGUGCUAGAGAACAUAUUUAUGAUUUACGAAGUCUCGAAAAUUACAGUCACAUUGAUGAAUUUGGAAGAGAUCAAGGAAUAAAUGUUCGUCAAAGAGUGAGGGAUCUUAUAGAGUUUAUACAAGAUGAUGAUAAAUUAAGAGAGGAGAGGAAAAAGGCAAAGAAAGCCAAAGAUAAAUAUAUUGGAAUGUCUUCAAACUCAAUGGGAAUUGGCAGUGGAAAAUCUAGUAAUAAAUUUGAUGAUGAAUUUCAUGAUGGAUUUAAAUCUAGACUUCCUCGAUUUGAUCUUGGGAAGGGUCGAAGCUUUGAAGAUUCUCCUGACCAAAGUAAUGAUGAAGAUCGUAAGUCUGAAAGCGACGAUAAACCAGACUAUAAAGAUGAGGAUGCAGAGUCCCAAGGAGAAAAAACAUUUCAGAAAGUCACUCGAGCUGAUAAUAAAAGUGCUCCUAAAAGUAAUCGCAAGAUAGAUUUAGGGGCUGCUGCAAAUUUCGGUAAAGAUCAUAGCUCAAAUAAUUCCUCACCUGUGAAGCAAGUGUCACUGAUCGAUACUUCUCCUAAAAAAGAAGCUGGCGGCGAUGAAGAAGAUUUGUUUGCUAGUAUUUCAAGUAUUUCAGUUUCUUCCCUUACGAAUAAUGGAUUAGAUUCUGCAAAUGGUGACUUUGCCGAUUUCUCGAGUUUCAAAAGUGCAGCCGAUUCGAAGCAAGAGGAUUUUGCAGACUUUGUGUUUAAUUCCACUUCUACCACAAAUUCAGGCAGUGAAUCUUUGAACUUUUUGGAUACAAGUGUUGUUACGACUCCUACACCCGCAUUCCAGUCUUUGCCAACUGCUGGUCUUCCACCUAUACAGCCAGUGGGUGCUUCUGUUAUGUCACCCCCUCUUACUCCACUUAGUGCCUCACAAUCCCCUAUGAUGUCUCCUGUUUACCAGCCUGUCCUUGGUGCUCCUAUGGGUAUGAUGCCCACUUCCCCCCUUAGUAGUAAUAUACCUAACCCAAUGAUGAUGCAACCACAGUUGACGAACUUACCACCCACCAAUAUCAUGUAUCCUAUGGGGUACAUAGGUGGCAAUAUGUUCUCACAACCAAAUGAUUUCUUUUGGCCUUCCUCCUUACCCAUAAUAUCCACAUCAUCAACUGUGCCUAACCAUUCCUCUAUUCAAGAUUUGAGGUCAUCUAGGAAUACAUGGAGUGAUGCUUUAGGAACUGUUAAUAUCAAUGUAGAUAACUUAGCUCCAGCAAGUAAAUAUGACAAGCAACCAGCUCCUAGUAUGAAUCAACUUGCAGGUUCUAACAUGAAUGCAUUAAACAUGAACAAUAUUGCUAUGGGGAUGCAACAUAUGACACUUAAUCAACCUCUUAUUGGUUCGGCUGUACCCACUGUUAUGAGUCCUGUGACGAGCAACGUGAUGGGAGGUCUAACAUCGCCACCUGGUGUAGCAUUUCAAAGAUCAAUGUUUAAUAGCCCCGGAAAUCUUGGUACAUAAAACUGCUCAGCAAUUGAUGAAGCAUCUUAGUUUUCCCAAAGGAACCGUUCCAGGAAUGCAUUGCUAACUGUUAGUGGCAUUUCUAAGAAAUCUUAACAUACAUGAACUUGUUUGAAAUUAACUCAAAAUAAAAAGAUGCUAAUCACUAUUCAGUCAUUUUAAUUGAAUAAAAAGAAAUGUGUUGUGUUUUUAAAAAAAAAGUGUGUGAAUGGAGCGGUGUAUCGGCAUGGAUACAAAGAAGCUUUUUACCUAGGUCACUUAUUUGGAAGAAUGGACUCAAAAUCUUUGUUGUGUUACGUUAAGAUUAACAGUGCACCGUCUGUCUUUCUGUUGUUGAUUCAUAAUCAUUUUUUUUAUUGAAGUUUUAUUUUGUCAUCUGAUAAAGAUUUAAUCGAGAAGUAGAGGAAGAAUGGAUGUUAUUUAGAGUGUUUGUUUUAAAUUGUGGGCUUCAGUUUACUCCUGAGUUUCCGACACUGUUAUACAACUACUGACAUUGCAAUAUUUAUGUUGGAUUUCUUUUAAUAAAAGAUAGAUGAAAAGAUAUAGUUUAUUCCCCUUGUUUUCUCACACAUGGACUUUCUAUAUCUUGCAUCAAAUCCUCUAAAUUGCAAUUUUCAGUCAUGAGAAAAUAAAGUACGCAUGGUUUGUAAAUCAUAUGAUUACAGUUCAUAAUAUUAUAUUAAACAAAAACUAGUCAUGUGCACUUGAGAUUCUCAAAUAACAUGAUGUAGCAUUGGAAAAGUAAUCAAUUUAAACGUUAUCAUUCUUGUUAGUUUACAAUGACCUUUGUUAUACUAUAGUUUUUUUUCCCCUCUGCAUUCCUCAUUUAAUAAGAUAUGCCGUAUUAUUUUGUGAUAGUAGCUAUUUAGUUUUAAUCUUUGUACAUUUUAUUCCUGUUAUGUACUUAAUUCAAAAAUUAUAAUGCUAACCCAAUUUUCCAACCUUUAAGUGAGUGUGGGAUAUUCAGGAGUUUAUUGUAAAUGUUUUGUGUGUCGUGCAUAUGCUUAUUAUAUUUUCAUAAUAUCUAUUCUAUUUUGUAACGAAGGUUGUUUAAGACUGUGCGAACUAACUUUUACUAUAAUCAGAAAGUCAUAUGUUUCCUUCCUAUGUUAAGUUUUUUAUUUGUGAAGAAUAAAUUUGUCUAAAAUAUCAGGAAGAUGAUGAUUUGUCUUUUAAAGUUGUGCUUUAGUAUGUAUAAAUUUUUUUUAACUAUGAGAAGAGAAAGUCUUGGCAUUAGAAUUUAAUUAAUUUUUUUCCUAAGUAUAAUAAGUAUUAAUAAUCGAGUUUCAGCAAGUUCUCUUAUGUUUUUAAUAAAUAAAUAUUAAUUGAAAGAAGUUUUCUACUUUUAUAGAUUAGAACUUUUGAUAAUUGUUUUCUUAAAACUGUUUCCUCCUAGCAUAAUCUGCCUUAUAAGGAAUAAUUUUUUUUUUGUACACUAGCGAUGCGCCAGGUUCAGAAUUUUGUUUGUUGCAUAACUACAAUACCUAUUUGUUUAUACAAUCUUUAUAUUGUUACAUAUUUAUUGCAUUAACCAGUCUGUUUUAUGAUUGGCUAACCUAUGAUUGGAUAAGUUGUUUUAAGAUUACAUCUAUGAAUAAUUUUAUGGAUGUAAUUAUAAUAAUUUAACAAUUAAUUUAUUAAAAUUUGUAUGGAAAGCAAGAGAUUGUGUAAAUUCCUUAUCAGACAAAGUUGCAUUUGAUUUUUAAUUGUCAUUUUUUGCAUGCAUUUGUAUACAUGCAGUCAAACCUCGAUUUAAUGAACUGAGAGUCUUUUAUCUUUUAAUUCGGAGUUAUUUAUAGUAUCGAGACCCCCAAAAAUUUUUGUUUGCACUUACCUAACGGACCAAUCUAAGAACUACACGGAAUUGUUUGUUAUUAGAAAGUUUGUGUAUUCACUUUUUAUUCAACAGUUAAAAAUGCAAGGGACUUCGGGACUGCCUUAAAAUGAUGGGACUUGCACUAGUUAAUACCACUUGUGUUAUCGAAAAUCCCAUGUUCGGAUAGUAUUUUUCAUUUGCAUUUUUUAAAACUUAAUCCCAACAUUACCUCACAAAGUAUUAGAGAAUUUAAAAUAUUGGCUUUGUUUAUUUUUUCUGUAAUCUUGUCCGAGGAGGCUAUUAUUUUCCUUGUGAACAACUUUAUGCUAUCAACGUUCACAGAACAGAUUAUUCUAAGGUUUAGUGGCUGAUGUAUUAGAGAAUGUCAUUAAAAAUACCAAAAAUCUUUCUGGUUUUUAAAAUUUUGUAAAUUAGAGGUUUUUUAUUCAUCAGAUUGGGUUUUAUGUCUUUAUUUUAAUUGGGAUUUUACAAAAAAAAAUGUUCAAAUCUAGAUAUUUCGUAAAUAGGGGUUGAUUAAAUCAGGGCUGUCUGGGAAAUAUAUUAAAAGCUCGGGAAAUAUAAUUAUUUCAAACUGUCUGAGACAAAGUUGCUGUUGAUUUACUUUCUGUGCACCUUCAAAUGAGUGUACAUUUUUUGCAUGCAUUUUCCACUCUCCUGAAUGAUUGUGUUUUCUGUUAUUCUUAAACUAUUUUGAGAAGGAAAAUAUCUACAGACCAUUCAUUUUUAAAACUGAAGUGCUAUUUCAUAUUUCUUGUUUAAUUCACAUAUUUAUUUAUGCAGACAAAAUAUUGUAUUUAUUAUCCAAUUGUUAUAUUAGGUAUCACUAGAGUUUCAAAUUUAAAGUGAAUUGUUGCUGCCAUUUCAGUGCAAUUGAAAAUUGUUAUUUUGCAAUCCAUUUCAAAGUUUUACUCAUGAGUAGCUGAAUUAAAAUUUGUUGAGUGUGUUUCAUUAUAAGAAUGGCAGCAUUUAUAUGUGAUGUUUUUAAAAAUUUGUAGACAUAUAUUUUUAAGUUUCUUUCAUUUCUUUAAAAGUUGUAUUUAAGCUAACAGAAGGAGAAAAAUGCCUUUAAAAUAAUUUGCAAUUUAUUGUGAGAGUUAUCAACAAUGUAAUUACAAGUUUUUUUUUAAUGCAUGUUUGUCUACAUUAUAAUCCAUAUUCAUUUGCAUUAUUAUGAAAAAUACGCAUAUGUACGAUGAAAGACAUUUUUAUCAUAAAUAUGCAUAUUUCAUUAUUUGCUAUGAACUGUUUAUCAGUGUACUGACAUAUUUAUAUGGAGACAAUAAAUUAAACUUUUAAAUUAGUAUGGAAUCUACAAAGUUUAGUGUGUGGUUAAUGGAAUAUGUACCCAUUUUAUUUAUUUUUAAAGUAAUUUGUGAAAAAUAGGAAAUUCAAUAUGUAAUGUAUACUUUUCUACUUAUUCUGAUAAUUUUUAUGUUUUAUGUCUUUCAAGCAUGACUGUAGCUAUAGUUUGUUAUGUUUGUACUUAUGAAAAUGAUUAACUGUUGCUUAUACUUUGCUUAUUUGGUCUUCAGGGUCAUUACUAAUAUAAAUAUGGAUGUAUAGAAAUAAAAAUUGUACAGAUUUGUUA
Messenger RNA from Parasteatoda tepidariorum (common house spider), 5379 nucleotides. RefSeq names its product clathrin interactor lqfR (gene lqfR). Lineage: Eukaryota; Metazoa; Arthropoda; Arachnida; Araneae; Theridiidae. Gene Ontology annotation, biological process: endocytosis. The record is from RefSeq and is a predicted model, not a curated record. Gene Ontology annotation, molecular function: phospholipid binding; clathrin binding. Gene Ontology annotation, cellular component: plasma membrane; clathrin vesicle coat; endosome.